AUUUCAGAUUAAUUUAGUGGUCUGUGCUUUGUUUGUCGGGGUGUGGGGUGUGGUUUAUUUUUGUGAUGAUUUGGAGGCUAGUUUAAUCAUCAUAUUUGUUAUUCGGGAUUUUCAAAAUGCCGGCAUACCAUUCAAGUUUUUUGGAACCCAACCAGAUUAUCGGAAAUACGGCAAUUUUGCCGUUCAAAACUAACUUUCGGGGUCCAGCGCCACCAUUCUCGAGUAACGAUCAAGAUAUUAUUGAUGAGGCCAUAUAUUAUUUCAAAGCAAACGUGUUUUUUCGUACAUACGAAAUAAAGUCAGAAGCAGACAGAUUAUUGAUAUAUAUCACUUUAUAUAUUACCGAGUGUCUAAAAAAAAUCCAAAAGUGUUCCAAUAAGAGUCAAGCUCACAAUGAAAUGUAUACUUUGGCCAUUUCCCGGUUUGAUAUUCCUGGAGAUGCCGGCUUUCCUCUUAAUUCCGUAUACAGCAAACCUGGAUCUGCUAGUGAAGCUGAAUUCCUAAAGAGUUAUUUAACUCAAUUACGACAAGAAGUUGGAUCUCGUGUAACAGAAAAAGUGUUUAUAGACAAUGGUAAACCAAGCAAAUGGUGGUUGUGUUUUGCCAAGAAGAAGUUCAUGGACAAAUCCCUUUCCGGCCCUGGGCAGUGAUAAUGAGCUAAUCAUCGUUUUGGUUACAAUAUGUCUACAUUUUAAAGUUUAACUAAAUUUAAAGUUUUUAAUAAAUUAGUUCUCAAAUGU
Molecule: messenger RNA, 740 nt
Organism: Cylas formicarius (sweet potato weevil)
Lineage: Eukaryota; Metazoa; Arthropoda; Insecta; Coleoptera; Brentidae
Gene: Arpc3A
Product: actin-related protein 2/3 complex subunit 3
Exons: 4
Coding region: 117-650 (177 amino acids)
Biological process (GO): Arp2/3 complex-mediated actin nucleation; regulation of actin filament polymerization
Cellular component (GO): Arp2/3 protein complex; cytoskeleton
Molecular function (GO): actin filament binding
Source: RefSeq, a predicted model, not a curated record